Condylostylus longicornis is the source of this 1663-nucleotide messenger RNA. RefSeq lists its product as uncharacterized. The transcript has 8 exons. Gene Ontology annotation, biological process: heme export; transmembrane transport. Bases 1 to 1635 code for a protein of 544 amino acids. Gene Ontology annotation, molecular function: heme transmembrane transporter activity; heme binding. The record is from RefSeq and is a predicted model, not a curated record. Lineage: Eukaryota; Metazoa; Arthropoda; Insecta; Diptera; Dolichopodidae. Gene Ontology annotation, cellular component: membrane.
AUGGAUCCAAGAUUAAUACCAUCAUUUCGUCGUAAUAGCACAAUUCUUGUUAAUAGUCUUUGUAAUAUACAAAGAAAUCGUAAAUCAGAUCCAAAUACUUUACCAGAACAAAAUGAAAAUUUUCUAUGUGUACCACAUCCAAAUGAUAUUUUAAUAAGAGGUUGUAAGUCGCAAGAAUUUCAAUCAACUGAUCCGCAACCAUCAUUGAAGAGAAUUGAAUCAUUUACAUCAUUAUCAGUGCCAGAAGAUUUUAAAUUUUCAAAAAUCGAAAUAAAAUUAUUACAAUCAAGAUGGUUAUAUAUGAUAAUAUGUAUAAUAUUUACAGCUAUAUCGUAUAUGCAAUGGAUACAAUUUAGUAUAAUUGCUAAUUUAUUAGUAGAUUUUUAUAAGGUGUCAUCAAAUGCAGUCGAUUGGACAUCAUUAGUGUUUAUGAUUUGUUAUGUGUUUUUGGUAUUACCAGUCUCAUAUUUUCUAGAUACAAAGAAUUCAAGACAAACUGCACUUUAUGGUUGUUUUGGUACUGCAUUAGGAUCAUGGAUUAAAAUGUUUGCAUUAAAUCCAAAUAAAUUUUAUAUACUUAUGAUUGGUCAGACAAUUGUAGCAAUAUCACAAAUUUUUAUAUUACAAGUACCGCAAACAUUAUCAGCAGUUUGGUUUAGUCCAAACGAGGCUUUCACAGUUUCAGGUUUGGCUGCAUUUGGAGGUCAAUUAGGUAUUGCUUUGGGUUUCUUUAUAACGCCAUGGCUUGUUAAAAGAAAUGGUGCAGCAACUGAUAUUAGACUUGGUAUAGAAAAUAUUUGCAUUUUUACAGCAUGUUUAUCGACAAUUAUUUUGGUGAUUGUAUUUAUUGGAUUUAAAGGGAAACCUAAAUAUCCACCAUCAACUGUACAGGCAAUACUUAGGACAACAUCAGUUCAAAAUAAAGAUAGUUGGAAAGCGUCAUUAAAUUCAUUGAAAAAUAAAACUCUUCAUCUACUUUUGUUGUCCUAUGGAAUUCAUACUGGUGUCCAGAAUUCAUUUUCGACAUUAUUAAAUCAAAUAAUUCUAAAUUAUUUCCCGAACAGUGAACAGGAUGCUGGUAAUAUUGGGGCUAUUUUAAUAUCAACUGGACUUUUUGGAUCAUUAAUUUUUGGUUUCAUUAUCGAUAUGAUGCAGCAAUAUAAAUCCACAGCAUUAUGGGUUAGCAGAUUUUCUGUUGUUGGAAUGAUUUUUUUUUAUUUAGCAUUGGAAUCGAAAUCGAAAAUUUUAUUGUACAUUUCUUCAAUGAUUUUGGGGUUUUUUAUGACAGGUUACCAAACCGUUGGACAAGAAUUGGCACUUGAAAUUGAAUAUUAUAAUACAGAAAGUCCUGUAGCAGCGUUAUUGAAUAUUUCAUCUCAUGUCUUUGGUAUAACAUUUACUGUUUUACUAUCAUGGAUUGAAAUGCAGUUUGGGACAUGGUUGGAACAUAUUUGCUUCAUAUUAUUAUUAGUAUUGGGAACAAUUUUUAUUGGUAAAAGUAAAUUUGAAACGAAUCGAAAAUUUGUUCAUGAAGAGAUUGCAAAUGAAGCUGAAGUUUUAGCACAAAUUGAAUCUGUACCAAAUAUUGUAGUUGUACCAGAUGAUUCAAUUGAAGGUAAAUUGGUAAAAGGAUAAAGGAAUUUGUAGUUUUGCUUUGCCAUUU